UUCUUGAAUGGCCCUUGUUGGACGGUUUUUCUGAGCCUGAGCCCACCAGUCACGAGGCGGCUCUUUGGAGUUAUUUGGCCAUGUUCUUGCAGUUUCUGCUGAAAGUUUCUGCUUAAAGUCGUGCAAAAACUUAUUUGACAUAUAUAUAUAUACCAUUGGAAGUCUUAAUAGUACCAUUUUCCGUGCACCAUACGGUGGUUGUGGUAGAUACCUUCCCAGCCUUCCCAGCCGAAUGGACAUGUAGGCAUGCAGAAGUUCCGUCCAUGACUGAUCCCCCGCCAGCGUUGUCAGUGACUUCUUUCACUGAAAGUCUGAAAAGUCCCAGAUACCUCAUGAUACCCUCUCAGAAGGUCAGGCUGGGGAUAUAAACCUUUCUCAGGUUGGCUUUGUGUUUCUGCUCGGUCCGAUGUCCGAUGUCGAAACCUGCUCUCCUUUGGAACACCUGAGGUCCGAGGGGAAUGGGAUGCCAUCGCCGCUCUGCAAUCCGGACCACCUGCAAGUGCCGAGCAUGGAGCUGUUCAGCUGCCGUCCCUAGAUGAGCAGGAGAAGAUGCGGCGCGGUGCCUUGUGGGCAGAUGAGGUGGGCUCCUUUGGUCGACGGCAGCGACGUGGACAUUGGCACGAGAACCACCGGGAGACUCUGACCGAUUGGUCGAGACCGACCUUGUCUCUCUCCAAGAUCGAGGAGAACGAGCAGCCAGCAUCCAGCCUUCGACAAACACGCUCAUUGCCGGAGCUUCGCAGUAGCACAAGGAGUGACGAGCUGGAGUCGCUGUUCCCGUCGGCGCCUUUGAACUUUGAGGAGGUCUUGUCGAUGACCAAGGCGAAGGUGGCCGAUACUACCUCCCAGGACCGGGGGGCAAUUGAACGCCUCCGCAUGGAGACACAACGCUUUGGAGAAGCGGCCAUCCAACGCUUCCGGAGCGUGGCGACCGUGAGGGCAGCGGGGAUUGAGGCACAUGAUGAUUACAUGCAAGUCUCGAGCGACAGCAAAGAAUGGUGCGAGCUUUGUCGGAGUCGCCAUUCCUCAUCUUGCACCUUCUGAAGACCUGGCGCCUUCUCGUCGCAGCAGAGAUGUUCGAUCCACUGGAGACGCAUUUUGUUUGUCCCAAUUCAC
This is a messenger RNA of Durusdinium trenchii, 1116 nucleotides long. The record is from the annotation of a GenBank genome assembly. NCBI's taxonomy places the organism in Eukaryota, Dinophyceae, Suessiales, Symbiodiniaceae.